AUGGCUAUAACUGUCGAUAAAAUUUUCAAUGCACACAGAUUCUCCGGUGAUAAUGCCUUGCAGUUUCUUUUUUAUUUGCCAUUUGGAAUCCUCUUGAUGGCUAUAAGAAUUGUACUUGCACUAAUACUGUGGAUUGCAUCCAUUAUCCUUCCAGACAAAUCCGGUGUGCGACAGAUGUUGUCCACGCUCGCCUGUUGGACAUUUGGUAUUGUUGAUAGUGGUUUGUAUAUGAUGUCAAGCUUUAAAGGUCGGUGGUUUAAUGGUGAAAGGUAA
Messenger RNA from Parnassius apollo (apollo), 273 nucleotides. Lineage: Eukaryota; Metazoa; Arthropoda; Insecta; Lepidoptera; Papilionidae. The record is from the annotation of a GenBank genome assembly.